GGAAACUUGAGACAACAAGGCAGCAAGCGAGCGAACAUCAACGGCCAGUGCGAUGGUGCGGUUGUUUAGAUAGUGUAGCGCGCUACUAGCUGCCUCUUGAGGAUAAUUUCAGCAUGACUGGCACGAAACUGUGACGAUUUCAUGAAUCUAACGCUGACGGUUGCGGCUACGUUGUGCCAUACAGGGACCGCAUUGUCAAGGAACCGAGCGACAGGACAGCCAAAGAUGAGUUGUCGCAAUUGGGAGAGCGGUGUUGUAGUGCGAAUUAGCAACCCCAAAAACAGCAGCACCGUCUCUGCCAGCUUCAGCACCAGCGCCAGCGCCGCCGGUGCCAGUUCCAGCACCAAGGUCAAGGCGGCAGAGGGUCAGGCACGGUCAUCGGUGCGGGCGGGGAAGAUAUCGGCGGAGCCGGACAAGGGAUGUGAUACGAGCCAACACAAUCAUCACCACUCCCAGAUGCAGAAGCAGGAUCAGAAACAGAAACAGAAACAGGAGGAAGGGCUCACGGGCACAGAUGCACACACAGAUUCAGACAUGAUGAGCGGCGCUGUCUUCAAGGGCACAGUCCCAAUACCAAUGCGACGACCAGGUCGACGCUAUCGUGAGGGUGAAGAGCCCUGGUUUUACAGUGUGCAGGGCUGAGCGACCAGGGCGCGUUUGUUAGCCAUUUCUGGAGCACUAAGCGAUCAAAGAUGAAGAAGAAGUGUAGAAGAUGCACUGAACAGGUCAUAGAUGUUGGGGACGGCAGUUGUGAAUAACCCUGUCAUCUCAGUUUGAUAUUACGGUAUUGUAAGAUGGAUUGGAUGGGC
Fusarium verticillioides 7600 is the source of this 809-nucleotide messenger RNA. RefSeq lists its product as hypothetical. Lineage: Eukaryota; Fungi; Ascomycota; Sordariomycetes; Hypocreales; Nectriaceae. The transcript has a single exon. The record is from RefSeq and is a predicted model, not a curated record. The coding region runs from base 142 to 642 and encodes 166 amino acids.